GUUUCACUCGAAAAUUCGUCGGCUUCGCGGUGUGUUAGUUUUCGGUGCUCCGUUGAGUGAAAAGGAAAUUCCGGAAAAUAUCAACAAAAACGGUAAUAUUAUCAACAUUUCCAAAACAAAUCAAUUAUUUUUGGUGGUUCUGCUGACAACUUAGUGGUUCGUGUUUAGAAUUAAAACAUUGUUUUGCGUGUUUACCGUUAGCCGUUUUGCGUUACCGUUAACUUUGAGAAAAAGCGCGCGUUUUGAAUUCGCUGUUUGCCUUCUUUUUUUUAAUGUUACAAAACGAAGAUAAUGAAACAAAAAUGGCAAGCGAGAAAUUAAAUGAAUGAAUGAAUUUUUUCAACGAAAAUCGGCUGCGUGUGCAAUUCGAUUCGAAUAACAAAACAAAAAGCAUAAAGCAAAAGUAAAAAUAAAAAAUUGGAGAAAAAAACCAAAAGAAAAGAUAGCGCGAAAAGUCAUAAAGUAAAGACUGCCAACUGGCCAAGGGGGCAGCUCUUCCGAAGAAUUACCAGAACCAGCUGCACCACCAGAGGCACCACCAUCAGGGGCAGCAGCAGGCGCGGCACCACCAUGCUGCCGCAGCAAUACUGCCUGAGGUGGAAGUACCACCAUAGCAAUCUGCAGACCAUGUUCUCCCAGCUGCUGGAUCGCGGAUGCUUCUGCGACGUGACCCUGGCCUGCGAGGGCCAACUCAUCCGUGCCCAUCGCGUCGUCCUGUGCGCCUGCAGCACCUUCUUCGAUGCCGUGCUCUCCAAUUAUGCCAGCGAACGUGAUCCGAUCAUCAUCAUGAAGGACGUCACCUUUGCGGAGGUCAAGUGCCUCAUCGAGUUCAUGUACAAGGGCGAGAUCAAUGUGGAGCAUGCCAGCCUACCUUCGCUGCUGAAGACCGCGGAUGACCUGAAGAUCAAGGGCCUGGCCGAGGUGACCUGGCGCGAUGAUGAGGACGGACCGCCGCCACCGAUGGCCGCCGCCGAGUUUCACUCACCGCCGCGCAGUUUGGCAGAGAGCUACGCCCAGGACCUAAUCCUUCAGCACCAGCAACAGCAGCAGCAGCAGCAGCCCCCAGCUGCUCCACCCUUGCAUCUGCACAGCUCCGCGCUCAUGGACAGAGAUCGAGAACGGGAGCGGGAACGUGAACGUGACCGGGAGCGUCUGUCGCCGGGCAUGGAGAGUGUGCUGGGUCGCAUGCCGGUGAUGACGCCGCUGCCGGGCGCUUCGGGCUCGGCAGGAGUGGGUGCGGUAUCCGGUGGCACGUCCCUCGAGGGCGUAGCACCCGUGGAGCACUUUCUGGGCCCCAAACGCAAGCGUGGUCGUCCGCCACUAGACGAUGCCUACGAUGUUUUCAAUGUACGCAAGCUGGCCCAGUAUGCCGCCAAUCUGGAGCCUGCCCAGCGUGCCUACUUGGAGACGGCGCGUCACUUUGCAGAGGAGCCGCCACUGGCCGCCCAUGCCGCCUCGAUGCCCUCCCCGCCCGCCGCCUGCCCGCCCAAACAGCGCCAGCGUCUACGUCACCAGCAGCAGCAGCAGCAGCAGCAACAACAGCAGCAACAGCUGCUCCAGUCGGAAACCGGUGACCAGGAGCCGCCAGUAGCUGGCCAGGAUUGGUCCAAUGUGGAGCCAAAUGGCAGUGCCACGCCCAGCGAUGCCGAUGCUAACAAACAGGAAACGGAGGGCGGCGAUGAAUCGCUACCGGCAGUGCUCACCACCGCCAGCAGCAGUGGCAUCAAAAAGUUGGAGAAGAUUGGCGAGCGGCGCGAACGCCAUGGCAAACUACGUCAUGCUCGUCGCCUCUAUGAGAAGUCCGGAGAGGAUGAAGUUGAGCAGCCCAAGGAGGAGCCCGCUGAGCUGCCGCAGCCGCUGGAGGAGAUCGAGAACGAGCAUCUGGUGGCGAAUAGGGCAGAGUCGCCGCGUCCUACGGUCGUCAUACCGGCGAGUUUUGCCUGCAAAUACGAGGGUGGCGUGGCUGCCGGAGGCAGUGGCACCGGUUCCGGCUCUGGCUCCGGAUCCGGAUCAGCUGGAUCCUCCUACUUGAUCAACGAACACGGCAUGCUGAUGGCCCACGAAUUUGCACCGAAUGUGGCCAGUGCCGCCGCCACUGCAGCUGUGGCCGUCGCAGCAGCCGCCGCCGCAGUGGCAAAUGCCUCAGCCGGUAGCGGAAAUGGAAAUGGUGGACAGGAUGCAAGUGGCAGUGGAACCGGCGCCGCCGCCGACUAUCCCGACAUCAAGCUGGAGGACUACGAUGCCGCCGAACUGCGACUGACCAACGAGGAGCUCUCGCAGUGGCAGGACGUCAUCAAGAUGGACGACUAUCUGGCCAAGGGGCGGCGUCCACAGUUCUGGGAGGAGCCAUUCACCAAGCGUGUGCUGGACGCCAUUAAAAACAAAAGACUCGAGAUGAAGAAGGCCGCCAGAAUUCUGGGCGUUUCCUAUGGCACUCUGUAUGGGCGUUACCGCGAGGUCUAUGGCUGCCUAAAGCAUCCUUACAGUGGCACAGCCUUCCGAAACUCCGGAUCCAGCUCGACAAGUCAGAUGGGAGUUCAGCCGCGUUUCGAUUUGGGAUUUCGCAACGGGGGCGGCAUUCCAGCUCAGCUGGUCCAAACCAAUCCCUACUUGCAGAGCUGGGCAAGCUGAAGAAGGAUCUGAGCGAUCUAUGGACACGUCCGCAGAUUUGAGGACCAUCCAAUGCCACAACCACGAAGAAACCGCAGAAAAGUCACAAACGACGCCACAGGCUGAUCUAGGAUCACUUAAGGAUAAAAGACAGCUAGACGAGGCUAGUUUUGGAUGCCGAGUAAUGCUUUCCUGAAUCGAUUCCCACAUUAAUGUGUUGUGCCCAUCGAGGGGUCGAGUCGGGUCGGGUCACAACUCCAACUGAUCUUCUACACAUUUAGGAUCUUAUUAUUACCUAAUAUAUAAUAUAAAUACAUGUCUAUAUAUACG
Messenger RNA from Drosophila erecta, 2940 nucleotides. RefSeq names its product protein bric-a-brac 1. Gene Ontology annotation, molecular function: protein binding; DNA binding. The record is from RefSeq and is a predicted model, not a curated record. Gene Ontology annotation, biological process: regulation of transcription by RNA polymerase II. The transcript has 7 exons. Gene Ontology annotation, cellular component: nucleus. The coding region runs from base 571 to 2631 and encodes 686 amino acids. Lineage: Eukaryota; Metazoa; Arthropoda; Insecta; Diptera; Drosophilidae.